AUGUCAGAGAUCCGGACAGUGGCUCAGAUUCCCACUCGGCUUCUGACGACGAAAGUCAGCUUUUUCGGAUGCAGAGUGGAAAUUGCCUUGAGGGAGAAGGGCAUUCCUUUCAGUCGUGAUGAAGUGGACCUGAAUUGCAAACCGAAACUUCUGCUGGAUCUCAAUCCGAUUUACAAGAAGGUUCCAGUUGUGAUUCACGACGGCAAGGCCAUAGCGGAGUCCCUGAUCAUUCUCGAGUACUUGGAGGAGGUAUUUCCCGAAGUUCCCUUGUAUCCCAAAGAGCCUUUCGAGCGAGCCAAUGUCCGAUUCUGGAUCGACUACAUGUACAAAGCUUUUCACUCGAUGCACGCAGCGAUGAUGUACAGAAAGGGAUCCCUGGAGCGCAUAGCGGCGGCGGAUCACUCCAUGGAGGGCCUUCGCAAAAUAGACGAAACCAUGACGACACUGUCUGCGGACGGGCCAUUCUUCAGCGGGACGGAGUUCAGCAUCCUGGACGUUGUACUGGCACCUUUGGUUACCGCUCUGACGUCCAUCGAUGCGCUCGGUGGCAUUACUCUUCCAGGAUUCGACGAAUGUCCUCGGUUGCAUAAGUGGAUUGGCUUUAUGCAGACUCAUCCGAGUUUUCUCGCCUCCCUUCCGAGUUCAGACGUUGUCUUCAAGUAUCUGAAAAACUUGGCACGCAUCACUAUGGCAGCAGCAGCUUCUGAGAGGGUGCCAAUAAAAUUUUAG
Marchantia polymorpha subsp. ruderalis is the source of this 729-nucleotide messenger RNA. NCBI's taxonomy places the organism in Eukaryota, Viridiplantae, Streptophyta, Marchantiopsida, Marchantiales, Marchantiaceae. The record is from the annotation of a GenBank genome assembly.